Schistocerca gregaria is the source of this 654-nucleotide messenger RNA. RefSeq lists its product as uncharacterized. The record is from RefSeq and is a predicted model, not a curated record. The transcript has 4 exons. NCBI's taxonomy places the organism in Eukaryota, Metazoa, Arthropoda, Insecta, Orthoptera, Acrididae. The coding region runs from base 49 to 654 and encodes 201 amino acids.
AUUGCUUAGUGCACGAAUGUUCUUGUGAUUUGGCAUCUGACUACAGAUAUGGAAUUCCUCACUUUCUUGCUAUGUGUUUUUGUUGUUAGCGCUGUACUAAAACAACCUACCACAAAUUCUGGGAAUUUCACACCUAUUGUUCCUGGAUAUGAGCUGCCUGACCGUCAGUAUGAGAAAGGUCCUGGCUUCAGCCAAGUAUCCAGUGUGUUAGUGACAGUAGAUAAUACUGCAUUAUCUAGUGAUAUGGAUGACUUCUCUGAGCAAUAUGACCAGGAGAAUACUGAUGUUGAGUUCAUAAACAGACUGCGAUCUGGAAUGGAAAACAAGGAGCGUAUCCAACAGUACAGCACAGAAACAGCUGAAGCUGAAAUGGAAUAUCUCGAACAGUGGUAUGAUGAGUUCAGUGUGACAACAGAGCAUGCUAAACUGGACACACAUACACCACAAUCAGAGACCAAUACAACAAAUCCUCUUGCCCCCAGGACAGAAUCUGUAACAGUGACAAACAAGAGACGUCGCACUCAAGAUGGUGAGGAUAUUGUUGUUCCUACAGCCCGAACCGCCUCCGCGUUUACUGUUGACUGUCCCCUCUGCUCCUCUCGAUACUACGAUUACUAUCGUCCGUGGUACGCGAGUGGUGAAGAAGCCAACUGA